AUACCAAAAAAAAAGUAUCAAGAUGAAGUUCUUCAAUACCCUUCUAAUUGCAGCCGCCAUCGGCAGCAGCUACAUUGCUAAUGUUCAAGCUUGUAUUACUGCUAAGGCCGACCUGGAUGGACGCAAGUCACCUAGCACUUCGGCAGCUAGAACCUCCAAUGUAUACAAAAGUGGAGCAUGUAUCAACGUUAAGUGUCAAACUACUGGAUCAACCUUGUAUGGCAGCAACAUUUGGGAUUAUGAUGGCAAAUAUUACCUUCCCGAUGCUUAUGUAAAGACUGGCUACUCUGGAUUUGAUCCCAAAAUUCCUCGAUGCGGUAGCACUGGUGGUGGUAGCAGCGGUAGCGGAACUGGAGCAGCCAUCGUGAAGAAAGCUCAGACUCAAACUGGUCUUCCCUACUCUUGGGGAGGAGGUGAUAAUAAUGGACCCACAAAUGGUAUUUGCUGCUCUCCGAGCGGAUAUGAUGAUAGACAUGUCAAAGGAUUCGACUGCAGUGGUCUCACUAAAUAUGCUAUCUACCAAGUCAAGAAGAUUUCUCUCGCUCACUACACUUGCUCUCAGUAUAAUGAUAGCCGAGGAAAGAAAAUUGCAUUUUCUAGUGCACAACCUGGUGAUCUCAUAUUCUAUGGAAGCGACUCUCAAAAAUGCAACGAACACGUUGCUAUCUAUGCUGGAAAUGGCAAGAUGGUUGAAGCAGAACAACACGGUGUCCCUCUAGGUACUCAUACUAUACGCAGUGGUCAUGCACCUUACGUUGUUCGGUUCUAGGCACAUAUUAUCGGAGAUGUAGCUAGAAUAUGUCCAAUGUUUCCAUUCAUCUAAACUCAUGAUAUAUAUUAUCCUUGAAGAAAAUAAAUACAAAUAUUGCG
This is a messenger RNA of Umbelopsis ramanniana AG, 870 nucleotides long. RefSeq lists its product as uncharacterized. The record is from RefSeq and is a predicted model, not a curated record. Lineage: Eukaryota; Fungi; Mucoromycota; Umbelopsidomycetes; Umbelopsidales; Umbelopsidaceae. The transcript is spliced from 5 exons. The coding region runs from base 23 to 769 and encodes 248 amino acids.